Messenger RNA from Ilex paraguariensis (yerba mate), 444 nucleotides. Lineage: Eukaryota; Viridiplantae; Streptophyta; Magnoliopsida; Aquifoliales; Aquifoliaceae. The record is from the annotation of a GenBank genome assembly.
AUGCAGGAUAGAGAUCGAAAACUGAGGAUAUUUGCUGGCAAUGAGCACCCCUUUAGUGAUAGGACCAUCGAACUAGCUGUGAUGCCUCCACGACAAGUAAGAGGAAUGCGUCCCCGCGUGAGGCGAGCUAUGAUUCGAGCUCAGACAAAGACUAAGCAACAACAAGAAGGCACUUCGGAUACAAGAAAAGGCAGAAAGAAAGAAGAGAAGUUUCAAAUUGAUUGUGAUUCUUUGAUACUUGUUAAUAUGUUGUUGGUUAAAUGCUCCUGUGCAUGGCCUUAUUUGUCUUCACUUAGCCAAAUUAAGGAGUUGUUGAGGGGUGUUGAUUUUCAAAUUAGGCAAGUUUAUAGGGAAGCGAAUGGGGUUGCGGAUGGCUUGGCUAAUCAGGCAGUUAGAACCAAAAAUUCUUCUAUGUUUCAUGGUGCUUUGUGUGCAUUUCAGUAA